AUGACAAGGAACGGACCUCUCAGCGAACACACGCCCCUGCUAUCACCUUCGGUCCCCAAGCCUCAGCAGAUUUGGGCACGAUGGCAUCAGCAUUUGGCAGCAAAAGUCUCACGGAGCUGGGCUGACUGCAUCCUGAUCCUGUGUUAUCUCAUCACGGGGCUGUUGGAUAGCGCGUCGAUCUCGGUCUGGGGUUCUUUCGUGUCGAUGCAGACCGGCAACACCGUCUACCUCGGUCUCGGCCUCGCCGCACCAUCCGCCUCAACCCGGUGGAUCAAAUCGGCCGUCUCCAUCUCCGCCUUCUGCGUCGGCUCCUUCCUCUUCAGCCGCUUCCACCGGCGCUUCACACCCACGCGGCGAUGGGUCCUCGCCGUGUCCUUCACCGCGCAGGCGUGCCUGACCAGCGUCGCCGCGGGGCUGGUGACGUCGGCCGGCCCGCCCCCGGACCCGGAGAACCUCGGCUGGCCGGUGCUGGUGCCCAUCGCCCUGGUGGCCUUCCAGAGCUGCGGCCAGGCCGUGGUCAGCCGCGCGCUCGACUACAACGCGCUCACGAGCGUGGUGCUGACGAGUGUCUACUGUGAUUUGUUUUCUGAUGCGCGGUUGUUUAAGCUGGGGAAUGUGCAGCGGAAUCGUAGGAGUGCGGCGCCGCUGUUUUUGCUAGUGGGUGCGUUUCUUGGGGGUCACUUUGCUGAUAGCUCGUGGGGUGUUGCGGGCGCGCUGUGGGCGGCGUCGAUCCUUAAGUUUGCGUUGGUGGUGGUGUGGCUGGUCUGGCCUGCUGAGAGCCUGCGGGUGGAGGUGAGCUGA
Chaetomium globosum CBS 148.51 is the source of this 801-nucleotide messenger RNA. RefSeq lists its product as uncharacterized. The transcript has 2 exons. The record is from RefSeq and is a predicted model, not a curated record. Lineage: Eukaryota; Fungi; Ascomycota; Sordariomycetes; Sordariales; Chaetomiaceae. The coding region runs from base 1 to 801 and encodes 266 amino acids.